This is a messenger RNA of Penicillium bovifimosum, 1992 nucleotides long. RefSeq lists its product as uncharacterized. Gene Ontology annotation, cellular component: nucleus; cytosol; mitochondrial outer membrane. The record is from RefSeq and is a predicted model, not a curated record. The coding region runs from base 1 to 1992 and encodes 663 amino acids. NCBI's taxonomy places the organism in Eukaryota, Fungi, Ascomycota, Eurotiomycetes, Eurotiales, Aspergillaceae. The transcript is spliced from 6 exons.
AUGAAUGCGGCAACACUGAUUCUCAACGACGAUGUUGAUGGCGCGAGAGUGGUCCUUCUACGGGUUCUUCGACCUUUCAUACUCUGGGAAAAGGCGUGGUUGCCUUCGUUCGGGCAACAUUGGGAUUCGGAACAGGAGAUUAUGCGACAAGCAUCCGAUCGUCUCUACGAAGCGGAAACCAGCGCGGCCAGCAACCAAACCUGGGCUCAGCAUAACGCUCAAGCGUCCAAUGCAUUUCACUCCGAAAUAUAUGCCGCUGGCACCGAAUAUGCGCUAUGCCAAGCAAUCGCGCAAUUGAUGAGUGCGGUGGUUGGGGUGCUGAACGAAAGCCUGACAGAAAGUAUCAAGGCGUUCUAUCGGUUGAGAAAGGCUUACAUCACGCUGGACGCCAUCAUGAAGAUGGAAGAAAAGUUCAUGGAGCAGAGAGACUCGAAUAAAGUUCUACUGCCAACUCCUUUCGUCAAAACGAGGCCCAAAAUCAGCCACCGCCGAACACGCGGAUCUCAAUUCGUCACUAAAAGGGUUGGCCAUCUCUUGCCAGGAAGAUUCCCCGGUUCCUUCGGGCACUUCAACGCCUUCCGCCAGCAUAUUCAUCAUGACCCCGACUCGGACAUCUUCAAAAAUGAGAUCGAUGUCUUUGUGCACUCCGGUGCCAACUUCUGCUUUGGUAUUCUCCUCCUACUAAUUUCCAUGGUUCCUCCGGCAUUCAGCAAGCUUCUUUCCAUCAUUGGCUUCCAUGGGGACAAACAACGAGGUCUGAGGAUGCUCUGGCAAGCUAGCAAGUUUCACAAUCUCAUCGGUGCCAUGGCUGCUCUCGCACUUCUAGGAUAUUACAACGGUUUCGUUCGCUACUGCGAUAUUAUGCCCGAUCCAACUUCGGGCGAGGCCGAUGUCGAGGGUUACCCACGGGAAAGACUCGCUGCUUUGCUAGCGGAGAUGCGGUCUCGGUUCCCCAAUAGCCGACUUUGGCUGCUCGAAGAAUCGCGGAUGCUAGGUGCAAAUAAGAAUUUGGACGGUGCUUUGGAACUGUUGUGUACGGAUAACAAGAGCCCACUUAAGCAGGUCGAGGCGCUAUGUGUAUUCGAGAAAAGCUUGAACGCACUGUUCCUCCACCGAUACCAAGUCUGCUGCGAAGCAUUCAUUGAGUGCGUGGAUCUCAACUCGUGGUCCCGGUCGCUGUACUACUACAUCGCCGGAUCCUGCCAUGUUGUCCUGUACCGGCAAUGCCUUAAGGACACCAAGCUGGAAAAGUUUGCAGCAGAGCAUGCCAAGAAAGCCGCCUUGUACAUCCGGAAGGCCCCCGAAUUUGCCGGCAAAAAGCGCUUCAUGGCCCGGCAACUGCCAUUUGAUGUGUUUGUGUCUCGGAAAGUGGCAAAAUGGGAGGCGCGCGCCAAAGCGUGGAAUGUGCCUCUGGUGGAUGCAAUUGGUGUGGACCCCAUUGAAGAGAUGAUCUUCUUCUGGAACGGGCACAGUCGCAUGACCAACGAGCAGCUGGAGGAGUCCCUGAGCCGACUGGCAUGGUGCGAAAGCGAGGCCAACCAGACGUGGUCUCGCGAAGGAAUCGAAGAAAAAGCCAUCUUGGAGCUUCUUCGUGCUGCCGUUUUGCGAUCCCUUGGCAGAUAUGAAGAGGCGAAGAACACAUUGCAGACUCGCGUCCUGAGCCAUGACAAGUCUGUCUUCAAGGGACACCUGAAGGAUGACUGGGUCCAUCCAGUUGCCCAUUUUGAGAUGGCAGCCAACUUCUGGAUGGAGCGACCUACAUUCCAGGUACUACAUGGCACCGCUUCUUCUCCCAAGACAUCGGAUGAUGUUUCCACCGGGUCUGGAGAGUUGAGCACCGAGGCCGAGAGAAAGCAGGUACGCCAGUGCAAGGAGUACCUUGACCAUGCUGCUCGCUGGGAGAGCUAUGAGCUCGAUGCUCGUAUUGGUCUGAAGGUUACAGCCGCGAUGGAAGCGGUACACAAGUGGGAGAGUACGCAUCCAACAGCGUAA